Messenger RNA from Trypanosoma grayi, 570 nucleotides. RefSeq lists its product as hypothetical. The coding region runs from base 1 to 570 and encodes 189 amino acids. Lineage: Eukaryota; Euglenozoa; Kinetoplastea; Trypanosomatida; Trypanosomatidae. The transcript has a single exon. The record is from RefSeq and is a predicted model, not a curated record.
AUGCUGCGGAGGUUCUCCUUCCUCUGGUCCAAUGCCCUCCACAACCCCAGCCCCUUUCUCGACGGGGCUCUGCAGUUGAUAAAGCUGCAUCUUGCUCACAAGAACGCCGCAACAGACGGCAACAUUAAGGCAUGCCGCGCCAUUGAGAGUGAAUUUCUGCGAGAAGUGGAGACAUUUCGGCCGUGUUUCACAGUGUCUUCCUCACUGACUGUGACAAAACUUUAUACUAAGAAGUUGCACAGUGCCUUGUCAUACUUUCGUCUUCAUGAUGAUCCUCUCAUGCGUCAGCUUGACCUCAUUAUCGGGAAGCAAAGCAUGCGUCGAAACUCGGGGUGCCAAGCUGGCAUAUUUAAGGCGCCAAUGAGCACCCAGCAGAAUGCGUUUUCUUCACUGGAGGAAAGAGAGGAAACGGUGCUACCGACGGAGCUUCCAAAUCCACCCAAGCCGGAUUCCUUCACGCCGCUCCGUGAGGGGGCAUUGCGGAUGCCGGUGCGCCACCGUGGACACUGGGUGCUGCGCGACCCAGAGAUUGCUAUCACACGGGAGGAGCGGCGAAGUGAUCCUUGGUAG